Molecule: messenger RNA, 4585 nt
Organism: Prunus persica (peach)
Lineage: Eukaryota; Viridiplantae; Streptophyta; Magnoliopsida; Rosales; Rosaceae
Product: glutamate receptor 2.7
Exons: 5
Coding region: 1605-4475 (956 amino acids)
Cellular component (GO): plasma membrane
Molecular function (GO): glutamate-gated receptor activity
Source: RefSeq, a predicted model, not a curated record
CUGUCUGAUGUUGUGUGUCUUCUGCCUUCGUUUGGUGAGGUUUAUAUAGGGCUUCCGUCAGCCCAUGGGCUGGCCAUUGAAUGGCCAAAUGUCAACUCUUUUAAAACUCUUUCCUUUUGAAGCCCCUUGAAUUUGUGGGAUCACAUUGAUGGAAAUAUUCUGAUUGCUUGAUUCUCUCAUGUUUUGGAGUAUGCUGAACUAUCAUCAAUUUCCUUGAUUUGUUUCCUUGUGAGGCCUCCAUCACAUUCACAUUGACCUAUGGAAAUCUUAGGCGUGAAUCCGUGGCUUGGGCAUUGACCUCCAUGAUUUCAUCUUGACAUCUGGUGGAACCUUGUGCCCCUUGAGUUUUUAGAAUUCUAGAGUUGGUUUACCAUCUGUCAACCAUCUCCCAAGAUGGGUGGUAUGAGAACUCCAGAUAUUUGGAUGUUGGGCUUGGCUCUACGUUGGAUUAUAUUUGAGUUCUCAAAUAUUCGAAUAUUGGGAACUCGGUGGACAUACCUCCAGCCGAACUUCAACUCCCUUGGCCCAACUUUGCUUGUCCAAGUGUUGAGAGGAGGGCGCCAAGGUGCACAAGGAGAAAAUUCACCCCAGCCCAGCUUUUGGUAAGAGGAGUGGCCUACCAAGGUAUUUAAGGAGUGUCCGGCCCAACUUUUUGAGAAUGAAGCAUUCGGCCACUUUUGCAAGGAUACGCCCGGCUACUUUUGCAAGGAUACGCUCGACUAUAUUUUUGACAAGGCACCACGCUAGGAAUUCUUGGCUUCUAGGAAUUCUUCGGCUGCUAGGAAUUCUCGGCCGCUAGUAAUUCUUCGGCAGCUAGGAAUUCUUCUGCAGCUAGGAAUCCUCCGGCCCCUAGGAAUUCUCCGGUCACUAGGAAUUCUUCGCCCACUAGUAAUUCUUCGGCUGCUAGGAAUUCUCGGCCGCUAGGAAUUCUCGGCCGCUAGGAAUUCUUCACCCUCUAGGAAUUCUUCAGCCGCUAGGAAUUCUUCCUUAGCAAAUUGGGUGAAUUUUGACCACCCCAAACAGUGUUCUUAGGAUUUCUUCCCUAUUUCUCUCCCUGUUUCAGCUUUUCAUACUGUAUUGUGAAAUGAAGGUUCUUGAAUAUGAAGUUAUUCGCUUUGAAAAUUCUUAGACAACGAUGUUGCAGUCAGCCUAUUAAUUAGUUUUGUCACUGAAGCAGCUCAUAUGACUCGUGACCAAGUCUCCUGCUUUAGAGAAGGACAGUUUGGUUGACAGUUCCCGUCAAGAGAGGAAACGAGGCAGGUACGAAGAAACUCUGGCAUUGACUCACUGAAGCCACCAUUAUUCUCCUUUUACUUGUUUGAUUACGAUAAUAAUCCACUUUGCUACAAUUCAGAAAAAUACUGGUUUAUUUUCUUAUAUUCAAAGAAUCAUGAAAACUUGUUCUCCUAGGAAUGGGGAGAGGAAACUACUUUUUCCAAUUCCCUCUUCAACAGUCAGCAGUUUGAGAAAGUUCCUUCCUCUUUCGUCCCGUUUACCAUUUGGGAACCAAGUAUUCUGCCAUUCAAAAUCCUGCUACUAUUCACCAUUUAUAAACAAGUAUCUUCUCAUGCCUUGAGCUGCAAACCUUCCGAGACCAAGAUAACAUGAUCAAGUGUCCUCCCUACCCUGUUUUUCUUCUCUUACUGUUCUUUAGGAUUUUCUUGGCCAUGGCACAAAACACAACCAUCCCAAUCAAUGUGGGGGUGGUUCUUGACUUCGAUUCCCGGUUAGGGAAAAUAGGGUUGAGCUGCAUCAACAUGGCCCUCUCUGACUUCUAUGCCUCUCAUUCUAACUACAAUACUAGACUGGUCCUGCACACAAGGGACUCCACGAGAGAUGUUGUUGUUGCAGCUGAUGCAGCGCUAGACUUAAUAAAGAAUGUUGAAGUGCAAGCCAUCAUAGGGCUAAAAUCAUCAAAGCAAGCCAACUUUGUAAUUGAUCUUGGAGAUAAAGCUCAAGUGCCCAUAAUGUCAUUUUCAGCAACAAGCCCUUCUCUGCGGGGUUCAUAUUUUUUCCGAAUUGCACAGAAUGACUCAUCUCAGGUUAGAGCCAUAAGUACCAUCAUCCAAGCCUUUGGUUGGAGUGAGGCAGUGCCCAUCAGCGUGGACAAUGAGUUUGGGGAGGGAGUGAUACCUUACCUGACUACUGCUUUGCAAGAAGUAGGUGCCCGUAUCCCUUAUUGGAGUGUCAUUCCUUCAAAGGCCACUGAUGACCAAAUUGUUGCAGAGCUUUACAGGUUGAUGUCAAUGCAAACCAAGGUCUUCAUAGUGCACAUGUUGCCUUCUCUAGGCUCUCGGUUUUUUGCCAAGGCAAAAGACAUUGGCAUGAUGGAGGAAGGUAAUGUUUGGAUAACGACGAAUGGGAUGGCUAACUCUUUCAGUACCUCCAGCUCUUCUGUCGACAUAGAUAACAUGCAAGGGGUGUUAGGUUUAAAGACUUAUGUUCCAAACACAAAAGAUCUUGAAAAUUUUAGAGCUAGAUGGCAAACAAAAUUCCAACAAGACAAUCCAACUAUCCUUAACGUUAAAUUGGAUGUUUUUGGACUUUGGGCUUAUGAUGCUGCUUGGGCAUUAGCCCUGGCAGUUGAGAAGGUUGGGGGUACAAACUUCAGCUUCCGAAAGAUGAACGGUUCUCAUAAUUCCACUGAUCUGGGAAGCUUAGAGGUCUCUCAAGGCGGUCCUGAACUUGUCCGAGAGCUAUCAAGUACAAGAUUCAGAGGCAUUUCAGGAGAUUUCAGUCUUAUUAAUGGGCAACUACAAUCAUCAACUUUUCAGGUAGUUAAUGUGAACGAUAAUGGGGAAAGAGGAAUUGGAUAUUGGACACCCCAAAAUGGACUUGUGAGGAACAUAAUUUCAACUAGAAACACAAACAGAUACUCUACUUCUAAUGCCAGUCUUGGACCUAUUAUAUGGCCUGGAGACACCACCUUGGCUCCAAGGGGCUGGCAGAUUCGCCCGAAUGGGACCAUAAAAGUUCUGGUCCCGGUGAAGGUAGGGUUUGAAGAAUUUGUAACUGUGAGACAUGAUUCUAGCACUAACACAACCAAGGUCACUGGAUACUGCAUAGAAGUCUUUGACGCUGUAAUAAAAGCAUUACCAUAUCCUGUUCCUUAUGAGUUUUAUCCCUUUGCAAAACCUAAUGGGAAGAUUGCUGGCAGGUACAAUGAUUUGGUCAAUCAAGUGUCUCUUGGGAACUACGAUGCUGCAGUUGGAGACAUAACUAUUAGAGCAAACAGAUCCUUGUAUGUUGACUUCACAUUGCCAUUCACAGAAUCUGGGAUAUCAAUGGUGGUGCCUAUCAAAGGCAAACAUGACGCUAAAAGCACAUGGGUGUUCUUGAAGCCUUUGACAUGGGAUCUUUGGGUUACAAGCGGCUGUUUUUGCAUUUUCAUUGGUUUUGUGGUCUGGUUUCUUGAACAUCCAAUAAACGAAGACUUUCGUGGGUCUCCACAUCACCAAAUUGGCACAAGCUUUUGGUUCGCCUUCUCAACCAUGGUUUUUGCACACCGGGAACGAGUAGUGAGCAACUUGGGUAGGUUUGUAGUGAUCAUAUGGUGCUUUGUUGUCCUGGUACUGACACAAAGCUACACUGCCAGUUUAUCAUCAAUCUUAACAAUUCAACAGCUCCAACCAAUAGUUACUGAUGUGAAUCUUCUCUUGAAGAAUGGGGACAAUGUUGGCUACCAAGCAGGUUCUUUUAUUUAUGAGAUUUUGAGCCAGCUAGGAUUUCAGGAUGAUAAACUUAGAACUUAUAGGUCCGCAGAAGAAUUGGAUGAACUUUUUCGAAACGGGAAUGAAAAUGGAGGUAUUUCUGCAGCGUUUGAUGAAACCCCCUAUAUGAAACUUUUUCUUGCAACCUAUUGCUCAAAAUAUACCCUUGUUGAGCCAACAUUCAAAGCCGAUGGUUUUGCCUUUGUCUUCCAAAAAGGUUCACUUCUGACACUAGAUGUUUCAACGGCAAUCACUCAAGUGCACGAGGGAGAUAAAAUGAAGGCCAUCGAGGCCAAGUGGUUCAAGAAAAAAGCAAGCUGUUCAAACCCCAACACGGCUGGCUCUUACGACACUCUUAGCCUUGAUAGCUUUUGGGGCCUCUUCAUUGUUGCUGGUGUUGCUUCAUCACUAUCUCUCCUCAUAUGUGUAGCUAUGUUCCUCUAUGAGCAUGGCCACAUCUUGACAUGCAUUGAUUCAAAAGCCUCAUUUCGGACAAGAAUUCGUGAAGUACUAAGAGCAUAUGAUCAAGAAGACAAGAAAAGCAAAAAAGAUAGUGUUCAAGGAAUCGCUGCGGUUGAAUCUUCACCGAACACCAACUGUCUCUGCCUCAGAAGGCCAUCAAGAUCAAGGCACCCAAAUAAGAUUAUACCAGAAAUCGUUCUUGAAGAGCAAGGAACAACUUGUACUCAGCAUAGUGAGUUGAAUCCGAAUGUUCAAGCAACCCAAGAAAUUGAAUGUGCUAUCGAGUUAACGGCUAUGACAUAAAUCAUGGAAUCUUGCUAUGGUUUGUUUGAAGCUUAAUUUGUAGUUUAAAUCUUUAUUGUGUAGUAUAUAAGAUGUAUGCAUGCAGCAGUGGUUUUGAUGUUUCUUGGUUA